CGAGAGGCGUGCGGCCGCGAGAGAGCGGCGCCGCCUGGCCCGCAGUUCUACUGACUCUCUGCCCUGGGUCCCGCCGCGGCGGCGUCCCCAAAGCGCCUCAGUCGUCUUACGCUGGGGUUCUGAGUUCAGGGGGCCGAAAAAUGACCCGGAAAGUUAGAGCAGCAGCGCCGGGUGCCGCCGCAGUCAUUCCGUGCAGUGGUCGGGAGCGGACCCAGAAGCCGCAUUGUAGCAAGCCUCCCUGGAUCACACUUUGAGAAGCACCAUCCAGCUUCACUUUCCUUGCGGGUAUGGCUUUUGGUGGAGAUAAGUUAGCGAUCUGGAGGUUUGUUGGUCUUUGGGGAAACCAUCAACUAAACCGUUUCAAGGUACCAAAACAAAGGAGGGUGUCUGAACAGAGAGCAAGACUGGAGUGGGAAAUGAGAGGCUUUUAAACGUGGAAACUCUUUGUUAGCCAAUUUACGAGAAAUUGGACAAUGGAUUGUUCCAAGAAGAUGGAGGUCAUCAAUGUCAUCGCCUUACCAAUGAAACCAAUGAACGAGAAGCUGAUGGUUUCGCUCAGUGCACGGAAGGCAAUGGAGAGGGCUAUGAGGAAGGAUUUUCAGGAGCAUCCCCCCUCCUGCCUAAUUGGCUCCAUGCUCCAGGUGCAUCAGAAGAUUGGGGAUAUAGUCCUGGAGCACGGCCCGUGGACAGAAAGCCUGGCAAUUGAAAAAUUUGAAUUGGAGAAGAAGGCUUUAAGAGAGAAAAGUCACAGUCACGUCAGCGCAGGAGACAGAGUCAAGAAACAGAGAAGAGCACAUUAUAUCUGCCAAGGCUCAGAAUUCAAGAAUGUCAAGUCUUCCUUUGUAAAAAAGAAAACAGCAGAUAAGAAUCUUCUGGCUGAGUUGUAUCAGCCUCCCACAUUUAAUGACUACAGGCCCAACGAGCUUCCUAAUGGUGUGGACUUCUGUGACAUGGUGGGCAACGUGAUUCGGGCAGAGAAAAACCCCUUCAGUGGCAAGUCUUUCUGUUCAGAGAGCGAAUUAGAGAAGUUUCUCUCUUCUCCUUCUCCCAGAGCCAUGUGGCUGGAUAGCUUUUGGUGGAUAUUUCACGAAAGGUACCAGCCAAACAAGGAGGUCCAGAACAAGCUUCUCAACAGGAUAUCCCGGCACUACGCCCUCCUUCUGUUUCGCCAGUCCAGAUCCCAUUUUGAAGAGGCACUCUUGAAAAGAUUGCCGUCACUUUUGAGCAAAGCUCUGUACACCAGCUUCUGCUGCUGCUUCCCACAGUCCUGGUUCAACACCCACGAGUUCAAGUCGGACAUCUGUGACACCAUGUACCUGUGGAUUGCAGGGACAUAUCCUCGCCCCCAUGGCUAUAAUAGUUGGGACUACUCAGAAUUGGAUCCAGAGAGAUUCCGGAGAGAAGAAUUAAUUUCACAGAGAAAACGACUGACAAAGGGAAGAAAUUUCUCUUUCUUCACUUCUAAGAAAACUUCCCAGAAGUCAUUCUGGAGCAGGAGAUCCCACCAUAUUCAGUCUUCUAGUCUACCUUCAACCAGUGAGAGAGUCUCUGCAGCCAAGGCGAAUUUAGAAGAAAACUUGCAAACCCAGAAUGCUAUGAAAGAACAUCAUCGUCCGACCCUGGUCUUGAGGAAAGCCACCCCACUCGUCAAGAGGAUAUCAGAAGCAAGACAAAAUGCAAGUCUGCUUUCUAAAGAGUCUCACCCUGCCUGCAGAAACCCUGAGCUGGUUCCAAACCUCUUCAACGUCUACGGGAAGAGCCCCCUGAUCGUCCACUUCCUCCACCACUACCUCACCCUGCGGCAGUGCGGCCAGGACGUGUUGAUAGUGAGGAGGGAAAAUACCACGGCCAUUCCUGAGUCCACCCCGACGUAUGCCGAGGUCACCAGCCUGACCCUGAGAAACAUGAAGAUACGGAAGGAAAAGCUCAGCCAGCUGAUCGAGCUUCACGUGAAGGAAUGGGAUUAUUUUGAUAGCUACCUAAAUGAACUGCAGGACAACUUCCUGAGGGAGGUGAACAACAUCGAUAAAAAAGAAGCAGAGAAGAAAAAGGCCAACUCUGUCUUCCUCCCGCCCCCACCCAACUACUUCACUGAAGAAUUGCCCCGAAGGAAAUUCAGUGAGAGCAUUGUCCAAGAAGACGCAUUUCUCUUAAGGAGGGAAAAUGAGGAGAGGGAAAGAGAAGAGAAGCUGAAGGUUAACAGCUCUCCUCUCCUAUUUUCAAUCGCUGAGGACCUGUAUCCCGCAGAAGCAGGAAUUCCCUACAAUGUCCGUGGCGUUUCUGCUUACAGAGAGGCAGAAGUCUUCAAGAAGUCAAAAGUGGUGCAGAAAAAUGAGCUCUCGUUCCUCAGCCUCUCCCCUUAUAGCUCAGGGGACUCGAGCCUGACAACGGAGCGAACCAUUUCCAGUGAAGGCCGCUAGAUUCCAUCUAUACAGGAGUGAAACGGAGAAAAAGUACUGCGACUUGGGACACGUCAGUCAUUCCCAGUCCACUUGGACAAAGAAUAUUAUUAAAGUUCACUCCUGCUGUGGGCCAGUCAGAUUUAAAUGGCAGUUAGUCCACUCCUUCCUUUAGGCAUAUAUUUACUAAAGCUUUCAUUCACAUAUGUAUUAAUAAUAGUGUGAUACAAUGGGUACUCAUGUGUGUUAAUCAGAGUAACCUGGGGAGACAACUCCCACUGCUGAGUGCUCCCGAGCCCUUCGCAGACACUCCAUCUACCCUCCUGGAGCAGUCUGAGGUAGGUGCUGUCGCCCCUCCCCACUCCCAGGAGGAACCGGGGCUUGCAGGGGUUGCGGCCGGCCUUCGCUAGGUGCUGUCCUGUGCCCUCCGCACACUAGGCCUUGCAAAUAAGGCCGAGGAAGAGAAGCACAGUCUCUGACCACAGGGUGCUGUUGAUCCCGAGGAGGGCGAGGGAUGUGAACAUCAAUAACUACAUUAAUGCUUUCAGAGACAAAAAUAAAAAUGAAAUAGGGUGGGAGGCCAGAAAAUAGUGGAGAAGUGCUGGGCAGAGAUGGUGACCAAAUUCUAUUGUUAUACUGUGUGCACAUUCAAAUAUGGAACAAUAAAUCCCAUCACCAUGUACAACUACAAUGCACCCAUAAAAAUGUGUGGGAAAAAACAAAAACUCCUGUCUAAGAAAUGGGAUUCCA
Sciurus carolinensis (gray squirrel) is the source of this 3149-nucleotide messenger RNA. It is a transcript of the gene Fam227a, whose product is annotated as family with sequence similarity 227 member A. NCBI's taxonomy places the organism in Eukaryota, Metazoa, Chordata, Mammalia, Rodentia, Sciuridae. The record is from RefSeq and is a predicted model, not a curated record. Bases 474 to 2420 code for a protein of 648 amino acids. The transcript is spliced from 18 exons.